GUGGGCAAGUCGUGCACUUUACACUUAACGACUGGGUAACCAUGAGUGUGUAAACAAACGUACAUGAGCUUCGGUUAGGUACUUGUUUCUGUCCCGCUUACAUAUUGAAAUUGAGUAGUUGGUUGUAAUUUUUCGGUUCCGGAUGGAGAUGUUUGGAAGCACGUUUGACGACUCGGUGUUUUUGCAGGCGAAAGACCGAGUCUCUGUGGCCCUCGCUUCUUAUAACGCCAAACUGUGUGAACCGGAGUGGUUCUGUGAGAGUACUGCUCUCAGUACAGAUGAUCCUUUGGAGAAGCAGAAGGUCUAUAAGUUCAGAGGUGACUUGGCUGUGAAACAGGGGAACCAUCAGAAAGCCUUGGAUGCAUACAGCAGCUGCCUGGAACGGAUCUCUGACAACAACCUGACCAUCAGAAGAGAUGUACUGGAGGGAAUGGCCCGAUGCUGCACGAAACUGGGGCAGAGAGAAAGGGCGCUGGACUUGACGGACUUACUGAGCAAAGAAGCCUCCAACUGCUGUCACCUGAUCAGCCUCCUGCUGCUUAAGGUCAGCAUCUACCAGCAUUUUGGAGCGGUAGGAUCACAGAGGUCGUCUCUGCAGCAGCUGUGCAGCCUGCUGCCCUUCAACCCCUGGCACUGGUACAACCUGGGACAGGCGUGUCUGCAGCUGCUGGAGAGCGACAGCACCACAGGAUCUUGUUCCUCACAGAAGUGUGAAUCAGCAGAAAAAACGCAGAAUAAUGGAGAGACUGAGGAUCAUCAAGAGGAGGCAGCAGCGCUCGAUGAAGACAGAAUUUGGCUACAAGCUUGCACCUGUUUCAUCAGAACAAGACUCCUGUUGAGAAUCCUUCGGAAGCAGCAGUCCUCCUUUGUGUUGCAGCGCACUGAAAGCACCCUACAGACGACAGAUGAGAUGUUACAGAGGCUGAAGCCCAAAGAAACAACCCUGCAGGCUCUCACUGAGGUGUUGUCAGAGGACCUGAUCCCGGAUAAGAUGAGGGAGGACUACCAGGACGGGGAGAGUCUGGCCAGUGUGUGUGUGCAGAACUUCAGGGAUCGCUGGUGGAACAAGAUCUUACUGACUGGUGUGCUAGAGACUGAUGGCCGUCAACAUCAAACACAGACGGACGCAGAGUCCUGAUGCGCCGGUGAUGCCUGUUUACAGACAGGAAGGGACUGCAGAACAUACUGAAGCUCCGUCCCUGUGUAGAUCCCAUCGAAGAGCAAAAUAAUCUGACUGUAUAAACUGAUUCAAGUCUUGAAACAGAAGUGGACAUUAUUGAUAUCAUAACAAGUCUCCAUAAAUACAAAAGUUCAAUGCUGACAAUCUCAAAAAAAAAACAUUUUUAAAGUGCAUAUAACUUGUAACAAUGUAACAGAAAUGUUCAUGAUCGCCUCAACACUUAAUUUAAGCACAGGCUGAACUGCACAUUGAAUGUAGUCGUUAGUUAAUCCUACAGUAUCACGUAAACCAGACGUACACGGACUCACUUCAUACUGAAUGUAAUAUGAUUUAUAACAGAUUCUGUUCUGCAUCGAGGCAGGAAACAAAGUGAGAAAUUAAAAAAACUAUUGAAUGUUCUGCCUAAAAUGUCACUUAUGCCUUAACAUGCUCAUAUCUUAAGAAUGGUUUUAAUAAAAUGUGGGUUUUUUCUGAA
This is a messenger RNA of Cottoperca gobio, 1655 nucleotides long. RefSeq names its product chromosome 16 C8orf76 homolog (gene c16h8orf76). Gene Ontology annotation, molecular function: protein binding. The transcript is spliced from 8 exons. The record is from RefSeq and is a predicted model, not a curated record. NCBI's taxonomy places the organism in Eukaryota, Metazoa, Chordata, Actinopteri, Perciformes, Bovichtidae. Bases 143 to 1138 code for a protein of 331 amino acids.